AUGGGCGAAGACGAGCCUCGUGUCUAUGGCUUGUUGCGAGCAACUGGCAUUGUCUACCAAUUGGAAGAGCCUGAAACCACCAUUGGUCGUUCAGAGGAUUGUAGUAUCCCACUUGAAGGCAGAGGUGUCUCGAAGUUGCAUGCGCGCCUGACCUUCGGCAAAGAACCCCAGCUGGUGGAUCUGGGCUCCUGCAACGGCACUUUCGUGAACGGUGUGCGCCUGCGUGCGAACUCGCCCGUGACCUUGAACCAUGGUGAUAUGGUGAGGAUCGGUUUGGUGAAGUGGACCUUCAGCUUCGAACUUCCGAGAACAGACCGGAGGACAGAGAGGACUCCCAAGAGACCAAAGGUUGCGGUGGAGGAGGAUCGAAAGGAGCGAGAAAAGGGCAAGGUGCGCGAUGAGGCCAAAGCACCAGAAGCCUAUGGUGGAGCUGGCGGACCUGGGCCUUGCUAUAGUCCCUGUACGCCAGCCUAUGGUGUCCCUGGUGUCCCUGGUGUCCCUGGCGCCUGUGGAGCCUGUGGCGUGAAUGUCUUGCCGGUUCCUUUCCCGGUGAUGCAACCCAUGCCACCCAUGCCACCCAUGUACCCAGCCCAACCUCCACAAGCUCCCUUCCCAGAGAAGCGAGAGGUUGAAGCCAGGGAGCGGGAGGAUCGACGUGACUCCGAGUGGAAGCACGAACUGCUUCAGAAGCUCUGGCAACUAGAAGCGAACAUUGCUAGAUUGGCAGAUGCAAAUCAGGAGAUUUGUCAAGCUAUUCGCAGAUCAGAAAGUGACAAGUUGGAAGCUCCUCCAGAUGUUCGUGAAUCCCCUGACAUCUAUGAAGAAGAAAUCUCCAAAGCUGUUACUGCACUGACCUCUGCGGCUGAACGACUCUCCAUCAAUGCAGAACUUAUUUUGGACAAGGAGGAUCAGGUGGAAGACAAGCAAUGGAUCGGUGAAGAUUUUCCUUUGGUCAGCCAGAUUCCACCAGAUUUUCCACCACAAGCUCCGAAUCUCAGCCCGAAGAUUGUUUCAGAUGAUGAGCUCUCACCCGAAGACCUCUCACCUGAAGACUUGAAUGCUUUGAUCAUCGAAACGCAGCGGAACUUGUCCCUCUACGCAAUGGUUGUUGCUCCGUCCAGCGUUGAGGAUGAGAACGCCAGUGUGUCUUCCUUGCCAUCAUCGGCGUCAUACUACAAACACUUAAUGUUCGAAGGAGCCAUUGGAGAAACCUCUCCAGUGCUGACUGCGAUCUUGGCCAGUCUGGAGACCUUGGAAAAACUCGGUCUAAAUCAUCCGGAGGUGGGUGGUCAUCGACGUUGGCACGCUCUAGCACAAGAACUGGAGCGACUGCGCGAAGAGGAACACAUGGAAAGCCAACGACUCGAACGCAUUGAGCUGGAGGAGCGGAAUUUGAUCCACGACACGGAAGCGGAAUUGAUGCAACUGCGAGCACGAAACAAUGAAAAAGGAGAUGAGACAUCUUCACUCUUGAACGAUUUGUCUCGAAUGGAAGCACAGAAAGAUCGUCUUGAAGCAGAACUCUCGAAGUUGUCUCAGCAACUGAGAGACCAGAAGGCUCAGUAUCAGGAGGACAAAUCAAGGGCUCAGGCAGCCCUGCACUUCCAUUCACAGAAGGAAGAAGUCGCUGAUCAGCUCCAAGAGGAACGCAAUUCAGGUCGUGUACAGCGCAUGGCAACGCUGGCUCGGGUGAAACGUCUGGUGCGCGAGCUGAACAACAGCUACAGCCCCGGCAGUUGGAGUCUCAGGACUUGGCUUUCUGCUCUGAACAUGGAAGAGAACGGCUUUGCGCUGGAUGCGUACUGUGUCCCAAAAUGCGGUAGAGACGGACCGGUGCCCGGUGGUACUAUGCCCAAGGCUUCCAAUGAGGCUGGAAGUUUGUUCACCGAGGUGAAGAAAAACGCGAAGUAUCCUGGCCCUGACUACUACAAGAAGGAGGGAAAGCCCUUCGGCCAAAAGGCGCCAUUGGGGCAGUUCAGUCGGAUUGCUCGAGAUGAUCCCAAUGCCAAGAAGAACUGGCCAGCGGUGGGGCAGUACGAGACCAUCACUCCUUUGUGCACUCCUCGAACUCGCGGUGGCAUCAUGGCCAAAUGUGAGGGGCCUCAAGAGUUGAAGACCAUGGCCACCCCCUUGGAGCAUCAGGCGAAAUUGUUGGAGUGCAUUCUCCACGAGUUGCAGGUGAAAGAUUUCAAUUUCGGAGCAAAGGCCCGCCAGGUGACCCCACAGGAGGUGAUGAAGGUGACGCCUUCGCUGGCGCCCAUCGAAGUGGUCGAAGUGGCAACGGCUGGCCCGGCUGGCCACCGCAGCACUGCGCGAGACCACCUUUUGACUCCGGAGCCGGAGACGUGGUCGGAGACUCCCUCUCCCUCAGCCGCGUCAGGCACGGAGACGUGGUGGACGCAAUCCACUUCGGCCAGCGUCGAAAGUUCACCCUUGUUGAAACCAAAACAGCUCUGCCUUGACGCGGACAAGAUUCAGCUUCCGUUGGCCGAGCUUCUCCCCACCCCAAGCCUGGUGAUGUGGCGGGUGAUGAAUCCCAACGCGAAGUUCAAGGCGAGCUGCGGAUUUCCGUUGGUGUCGCAUCAACUGAGCAACCACCUCUUGGAGGAUUUCCGAGUGAUUUUUGCAGCUGGAAACACAUGGGCUUCCCAGAACAAGGGCAAAAAACAGCAGGCCUCUAGCAAGGCCGCCUCAAAGUUCGGGAGUUUGCAGCUGAAGUUUCUAGGUGACGAAGCAGUGGGCGACUUACAACUCUAUUUCCACUUGGGUGCCUACAAGCUGGGACCAUUUCGUACCUUCCCUGAGCGUAGCGUCUCGGAACUGUGCGAACUGCCUGUGGAUUGGCGACGACUGGUGGAGAAGGCAGACAUGUCGCUGACGAUCGGUGUUGCUUGGCGGAUGUAUGAUCCUCAGAAGCCAGAGGCACAUGUGGACUGCUUGGCCAUUUCUCCGGAUAAGGAACAGCUGGGCACCUUAGACUCUGACCGGAAAGAUCCUGGAAGGAAAGUGCUGAUCCAAUCCUACCCAUAUUGA
Molecule: messenger RNA, 3033 nt
Organism: Cladocopium goreaui
Lineage: Eukaryota; Dinophyceae; Suessiales; Symbiodiniaceae
Source: the annotation of a GenBank genome assembly